Messenger RNA from Nothoprocta perdicaria, 3174 nucleotides. RefSeq names its product integrin subunit alpha 2b (gene ITGA2B). Gene Ontology annotation, biological process: angiogenesis; cell adhesion mediated by integrin; cell-cell adhesion. Lineage: Eukaryota; Metazoa; Chordata; Aves; Tinamiformes; Tinamidae. The transcript has 30 exons. Bases 1 to 3174 code for a protein of 1057 amino acids. The record is from RefSeq and is a predicted model, not a curated record. Gene Ontology annotation, cellular component: external side of plasma membrane; integrin complex. Gene Ontology annotation, molecular function: integrin binding.
AUGGCGGCUGCCCCGGCGCCUCCUGCGCUGCUCGCGGCCCUGCUGCUCGCCCUGGCGCCGCGCUCGGCGCCCGCCCUGGAGCUGCUCGGCGCCCAGCCCACCGUGUACGCGGGGCCGCCCGGCAGCUACUUCGGCUUCGCCCUGGACUUCCACGCGGACGAGGGCAGGACGAGCGUGGCCGUGGGGGCCCCGCGCGCCAACACCUCGCAGCCCGGCGUGGCCGAGCCCGGYGCCGUCUUCCUCUGCUCGUGGCCGCCCGGCGAGACGCCCUGUCGCCUUGUCCCCAUCGACACCGAGGGGGACGAGGCGGAGAGCCGGCCCUCGCGGCAGCUGCGCACCUACAAGUCGCACCAGUGGCUGGGCGCCUCGGUCACCAGCUGGGACGGCAAGCUGGUGGUGGGUGCCGGGGGGCAGCACUGGAACGCGCUGGGCGCCGCCGGCGAGGCCUUCCGCACGCCCACGGGCGCCUGCUUCGUGGGGGGCGCCGGGCGGCCCUUCGCCCGCUACGCGCCCUGCCGAGACGACCGCCUGGCCGACACCUACCGCCACAUGCAGUACGCCCACGACAAGCGCUACUGCGAGCUGGGCUUCAGCGCGGCGGCCAGCACGGCUGGCACGCUGGUCCUGGGCGCCCCCGGCGGGUACUACUUUGCAGGCCUCCUGUACUCGGUGAGCGUGGACGCCAUCCUGUCCCGGGACGCGGGCGCGACGCUGCUGCCGCCCGCGAGCCCGGGGCGCUCCACGGAGCAGCCGGUCUCCCUCGACUACGACGACGGCUACCGCGGGUACGCGGUGGCCGUGGGCGAGCUGGACGACAACCCUGAGACCACAGAGUACGUGGUGGGGGUGCCCAACAAGAGCAACACCCGGGGCGAGGUGGAGAUCUUCAGCGCGGGGCGGAGCCUGCGGCGGCUGCAGGGCAUCGCCAGCGAGCAGGUGGCUUCCUACUUCGGGCACACGGUGGCUGUGGCGGAUGUCGACGGCGACGGGCGGGACGAUGUUCUGGUGGGCGCCCCGCUGUUCCUGGCGCGCCGCGCCGAUGGCACCCGCCACGAGCUGGGGCGCCUCUACCUCUACCUGCGCCGCGGCGCCCAGCCCUACGCCCGGCCCUGGCAGACGCUGACGGGCCCCGACCCCUACGGCCGCUUCGGCUCGGCCAUCGCCAGCCUGGGCGACCUGGACCAGGACGGCCACGCGGACGUGGCCGUGGGUGCCCCGUUCGGGGGCGACGGUGGCAGCGGGUGCGUCUUCAUCUUCCGCGGGCAGAGCGAGGGGCUGGAGCAGGCGCCCUCGCAGCGCCUCGAGAGCCCCUUCGCGGGGCCGGCCGCCUUCGGCUUCGCCCUGCGCGGCGCCUCCGACCUGGACGGCAACGGCUACCCGGAUCUGCUGGUGGGGGCGUUCGGCGCCGACAGGGUGGCUGUGUACCGGGGCCAGCCCGUGGCCGUGCUGCGCGCGCGGCUCACCCUGCCCGACGGCCUCAACCCCGAGAAGCAGGAAUGCUCCGUGCCCGGCUCCGACACCCGCCUCAACUGCUUCCCCGUCCUGCUGUGCGUGAGCGUGUCGGGCCAGCACAUCCCCCAGAGCAUCCGCCUGCGGGCCGAGCUGCAGCUGGACCGCCUGAAGCAGAGGCUGGCGCGGAGAGUCUUCCUGUGGCCGGGCGGCCAGUCCUGGUGGCUGCAGGAGCUGGCGCUGGCACCGGGGCGGCCGCUGUGCCACAACCUCACUGCCUACCUGCGGGACGAGGCCGAGUUCAAGGACAAGCUGAGCCCCAUCGCCGUGAGCCUCAACGUGACGCUGGCGGCGCCGCCGGACCCCGGCGCCCUGGGGCUGCUGCUCUACGGGGACACGCUGGUGCAGGAGCAGACACGCAUCCUGCUUGACUGCGGCGAGGACAACGUCUGCAUCCCCGACCUCCGCCUCGCCGCCGACACGCCGGGCACGCGGCUGCUCAUCGGGGCCGACAACGUGGUGCGGCUCCGCGCCAACGCCAGCAACGGCGGCGAGGGCGCCUUCGAGGCCGAGCUGCGCGUGCAGCUGCCGCCCGGCGCCCACUUCCAGAGAGCCACCAGUGACGUCCCGGGGCAGGAGAAGCUCAGUUGCAACCCCCGCAAGGAGAACAGGAGCCACGUGGUGCUCUGUGAGCUGGGCAACCCCAUGAAGGCCGGUGCCCGCAUCGCCGUGGUCAUGGAGCUGAGCGUGUCCGGCCUGGAGGAUGCCGGGGACACCGUUGCCUUCCAGCUGCAGCUGCGGAGCAAGAACAGCCACAGCCCCAACAGCGCCGUGUGCGAGGUGAAGGUGCCCGUGGAGGCCCAGGCGGCCAUGGAGCUGCGCGGGAUGUCCCUGCCGGCCACCGUGGUGCUGCCCGCGGCGUGGCAGGCGCUGGAGGGCAGUCGGCGGCCAGAGGACCAUGGCCUCAAGGUGGAACACGUCUACCAGCUCCACAACAAGGGUCCUGGCACCGUGAGCGGCGUCGCCCUGCGCCUCGCCGUGCCCAGCCACCUCCGAGGCAGCCUCGUCUUCUACCUGCUGGACCUGGGCACCGAGGGCGGCUUGAACUGCACGGAGCCGCCCGGCCUCAACCCAAUGCAGCUGGAGAUGCCCCGGCCCACGGGCGCCGCGGGCCGCAACGCCAGCCAUGGGCGGGAGCGCCGGGCGGUGGGCGAGCAGCCGCCGGCCGCCCCGCCGGAGACAGUCCACGUGGUGAGCGACGGCCCGCCCCGCUGUGUCCUGCAGAACUGCAGCGCAGAGCCGUGCGAGAGCAUCGUGUGCAGGGUGCAGAGCCUGCCCAAGGGGCAGCGGGCGCUCGUGAGUGUCCAUGCCCUGCUCUGGAUGGACACCCUCUACCAGCCCGAGCUCCUGCAGAAGCAGCUGCUCCUCCAGUCCCAUGCCUCGUUCCGCGUCUUGGCCAUGCCCUACCGCGUCCAGCCCCGCGCGCUGCCCAGCGGAGAGGCCACGGCCACCACGCUGGCCGUGCACRUGAGCCUCAGCACCGAGAAGCAGGUGCCCGUGUGGUGGGUGGUGCUGGGCGCCCUGGCCGGGCUCCUGCUCCUCGCUGUCUUCAUCUUCGUCAUGUGGAAGAUGGGCUUUUUCAAGAGGACGCGGCCACCCACAGAGGACGACAAGCAGGAGCUGACGCCAGACCAGGCCCAGGAGCCCGGCGAUGCCCAGGGCUAG